Malus domestica (apple) is the source of this 1218-nucleotide messenger RNA. The record is from RefSeq and is a predicted model, not a curated record. NCBI's taxonomy places the organism in Eukaryota, Viridiplantae, Streptophyta, Magnoliopsida, Rosales, Rosaceae.
AUGGAACAAUAUUACAAACGAAAAUCAUCAUUGAUUAGUUCGGACAAUUAUAUUCCAAAUAGUUCACCUUCAAACUUGGAUAGUUUCAAUCCUAUUCAGAAUAGUUCCCCAACUUCCUCUCCAAUUCCAAAUAGUUCCGAUCCAAUUGGGGGUAAUUCCACUCGACAACAAAAUGAGUUAAAAGUUGAUUUGGAUAAUCUUGAGAGAGACCCCGGAAAAAGAAUUCCAAUGAAGGACUAUCCUCCAAAUAUUCGAGAUGAGUCAGAAGAAGCUCGUAUGGCUUAUCGCACUUGCUUGAAUGCGUCAAUUGAUUGCACUAAGUUUUUGUUUCGACAAGGUCUUUCAUUUCGUGGUCAUGAUGAAACUGACACUUCAAACAAUAGAGGUAACUAUUUGGAGCUCUUGCAAUUCCUUGCGGAUCAUGAUGAAAAAAUAAAGGGUGUUGUGUUAGAUAAAGCUCCGGGAAAUCUCAAGCUAAUAACUCCUACAAUCCAAAAGGAUCAUGUUCAUUCAUGUUCUAUUGAAACCAUUAAUAGUAUCAUAAGUGAUAAGAAGAAUGCUAUGUUCUUUUCUUUAUUGGUUGAUGAGGCACGUGAUGUUUCUAUAAAGGAGCAAAUGGCUGUGGUUUUGCAUUAUGUCGACAAAAAUAUGAAAGUCAUUGAAAGGUUUGUAGGAGUUCAACAUGUUCCCGAUACCACUUCAAACAUACUACAAGAGUCUAUUGAUGCGUUCAUUAAUUUCAAUGAGUUGAGCUUCUCCAAUUUACGAGGGCAAGGUUACGAUGGUGCUAGUAAUAUGAAAUGUGAGUUCAAUGGACUCAAGACAAAGAAUUUGAAUGAACAACCUUGUGCAUUUUAUGUUCAUUACUUUGCUCAUCAACUCCAAUUAGCUCUUGUUGUCAUCGCAAAAGAUAAUGUUGAUGUUAAUACAUUUUUCCUAUUGGCUAAUAAUGUGGUAAAUAAUAUUGGAGCUUCAUGUAAGCAUCGUGAUGCACUUAGAGAGAUGCAACAAAAAGAACUUAUGAAAGCUCUUGAAAAUGAUUCUCUUAUGAUGGGACGAGGCUUAAAUCAAGAAACUAGUCUCAAAUGUGUUGGAGCUACAAGAUGGAAUUCACAUUAUGGUACUUUGAUUAGUUUGAUUUCUAUGUACUCGUCCGUGGUCAAUAUGCUUGAAAUGAUUGUUGAUGAUAAUACCAAUGAUAGUGUGGCCGGCAAAUAG